Alternaria burnsii is the source of this 525-nucleotide messenger RNA. Its product is annotated as upf0220-domain-containing protein. Bases 1 to 525 code for a protein of 174 amino acids. The transcript has 3 exons. The record is from RefSeq and is a predicted model, not a curated record. Gene Ontology annotation, cellular component: fungal-type vacuole membrane; Vps55/Vps68 complex. NCBI's taxonomy places the organism in Eukaryota, Fungi, Ascomycota, Dothideomycetes, Pleosporales, Pleosporaceae. Gene Ontology annotation, biological process: late endosome to vacuole transport via multivesicular body sorting pathway; protein targeting to vacuole.
AUGGAGGACUCGAAUCGCCUCUUCCGCUUCCCAAAGCCCGCGUGGAUGAACAGCGCAAACACGCGAACAGCCGGCGUCUACAUGGCAGGAGCCCUGUUCGCCAUGGGUUUCUACACCCUCAUCGACAUAUCCACGUGGUCCAAGUCCGCCAUGAACGGCUCCGACCCCCCCGUCCACAUCACCUUCAUCGACUGGAUCCCCGGUAUCUGCAGCGCUCUCGGCAUGCUCGUCAUCAACAGCAUCGACAAGUCGCGCUUGUCGGCCGACAGCUUCUCGUACUCUGGCAACGGGGUGGCGUGGAAGGCCAGGCUCGUCUUGUUCCUGGGCUUUGCCUUGUUGGCCGGCGGACUGGCGGGGAGUGUUGUGGUCAUGGUUAUGAAGUUUGUUGUUGUGGGGCAUACCUGGCCGACGCUUUGGUUGGGGGCUGGUAAUGUAGCUGCUAAUGGCUUGAUUAUGCUGAGCUCUGCUGUGCUUUGGGUUGCGCAGAACAUGGAGGACGAGUAUACUUACAACCUGGCGUUGUAG